Nerophis lumbriciformis (worm pipefish) is the source of this 1270-nucleotide messenger RNA. The record is from RefSeq and is a predicted model, not a curated record. Lineage: Eukaryota; Metazoa; Chordata; Actinopteri; Syngnathiformes; Syngnathidae.
UGGGACAGAAGGAGCUACAGGCCCCCUCCCACAUUAAAGAGGAGCAGCUUCAUGAUGAAGAUGAAGCUCAGUCCUUACAGCUUCAUCACAGUCAAAGUGAGGAGAACAGAGGGGCGGAGCUUGUAAGUCAACACAUCACAGAAGCUGAUGGAGAGCAUUGUGAAGAUAUCAAGUCAGAACCAGACAGCAUCUUUGCUCCACUGUCAGACAUGGACCACAUGAUGUCACACUCUUCUGAUCACAGUGACCACAUCCAAAAACCUUUGGAGAGUAAAAAUGACUCUAAAGGUGAUACGAGACAUCACACUAACAACAAACACUUUGACUGCUCUGAAUGUGGGAAGUCAUUUAGACUAAAAAUUGAUUUUACAAGACACAUGAGAACACAUAUUGGAGAGAAACCUUUUACUUGCUCUGUUUGUAAUAAGAGUUUCUCCACAAAACCUAACAUGACCACACACAUGAGAAUACACACUGGAGAGAAACCUUUUACUUGCUCUGUUUGUAAGAAGAAUUUCUUGCAAAAGGUACACAUGACCACACACAUGAGAACACACACUGGAGAGAAACAUUUUACUUGCUCUGUUUGUCAGAAGAGUUUCUCCAGUAAGCGAAAUAUGACCACACACAUGAGAGCACACACUGGAGAGAAACCUUUUGCUUGCUCAGCUUGUGCUAAAAGAUUCUACUCUAAGAAUGAGGUGAUAUUACACAUGAGAAUACAUACUGGAGAGAAACCUUUUACUUGCUCUGUUUGUAAGAAGAGUUUCUCCAUAAAGCGUAACAUGACCACACACAUGAGAACACACACUAGAGAGAAACCCUUUACUUGCUCUGUUUGUAAGAAGAGUUUCUCCAACAAGCAUCACAUGACCAGACACAUGAGAACACACACUGGAGAGAAACCGUUUAGUUGCUUUGCGUGUGUUAAAAGGUUCAGGUUUAUGUAUCAGGCCAGUAAACACAAGUGUGUAACAGUCAUGGAAGCUGCAGGGAUGUAAAAACACUUAAACAGUGAUUGUGCUAAAUGUAGUUUAAAAACACAGCAUGUUUAAUAAGAAUGUAUAUUUGAUGUUGUAUGUAGUGCUUCUCAUCUUCUAGUCUUAUAUGUUGUCCUGUACUUACUUUUUAAGUUGUGUGCAUGUAUUGAAUAUUAUAUAUGUAGCUACUAUUUUAUUUUAUUUUCUCAUUGUUUAAAGAGAUGGCAUCUUAUUUAAAUUUGUUUUUUUUUGUGUCUUAUAAAAUCACACAUUUUUUUGAUUGCAUUUUA